This is a messenger RNA of Penaeus vannamei (Pacific white shrimp), 1059 nucleotides long. The record is from RefSeq and is a predicted model, not a curated record. Lineage: Eukaryota; Metazoa; Arthropoda; Malacostraca; Decapoda; Penaeidae.
AUGCCCGACGGCGACAACCCCCGACGGCGACACCCCCGACGGCGACACCGCUCCAGACGCGCGAACAUCCGCGACGGCGACUUCCCCGAACGGCGCAACCCGACGUGCGACACGCCGACGGCGACCACCACCCGACGGCGACACCGUGCCUCCCGAACCGGCGACAUCCCGACGGCGACUCCCCGACGCCGCACGACAACCGCCGACGGCGACACCCCGACGGAGACCACCCGACGGCGACACCGCCGACGGCCGACAAUCACGAACCGGCGACUCCCCGCACAGGCGACAACCCAGAACGGCACACCCCGACGGCGACACACCGACGGCGACAUCCCGACGGCGACUACCCCGACGGCGAGCAACGCCGGAACGGCGACAACCCCGACGGCGACACAAUCCCGACGGCGACAUCCCGACGGCGACUCCCGAGAUGUAAGCAUCCGGGACAAGCCGACGGCGACAAACCCCCUCCGACGCGACACCCCCGACGGCGACACCACCAGACGGCGACAACCGACGCGACUCCCCAGACGCGACAAACCCCGACGGCGACACCCCGACGGCGCACCUCCCGACGGCCGACGGUACACCCCGACGCGACAACCCGACGGCGACACGGCGACGACGGCGGACAAACCCGACGGCGACACGCCCGCACGGCGACACCCGACGGCGAAACCCGACGGCGACACCCCGACGGCGACAACCCCGACGGGACAACCCGACGACGACAACCCGAACGGCGACACCCCGACGGCGACAAACGCCGACGGCGACACCCCACGGCGACAACCCGACGGCGACACCCCCCGACGGCGACACCCGACGCGACAACCCCCGACGGCGACAACCCGACGGCGACGACGGCGAAAACACGCGACGGCGACAGCCGACGCGACACCCCGAGGCGACACCCCGACGGCGACACCCGACGGCGACAACCCGACGGCGACACCCCGACGGCGACAACGACGGCGACAACACCCCCGACGGCGACGACGGAACAACCGACGGCAGAACUGGGAUUCUAAAUGGCGCAUUUGUAACGCAAGCUAA